This is a messenger RNA of Meleagris gallopavo (turkey), 1171 nucleotides long. The record is from RefSeq and is a predicted model, not a curated record. NCBI's taxonomy places the organism in Eukaryota, Metazoa, Chordata, Aves, Galliformes, Phasianidae.
CGUCGUGUGGCACAGGGACACUCGGAGGAGCCAGGCAGGGCAUGUUCCCUGUUGGGAUGAGCCCAGGGAAGGCAGGGAAGCUUCAGCAGGUCUAUAGCUUGGGGCACUGGGCCCUGCGAUGCCGUUUGGCUGCGUGACACUGGGGGACAAGAAAGACUACAACCAACCGUCCGAGGUGACCGACAGAUAUGACCUGGGCCAGGUCAUCAAAACGUGAGGAGAAUUCUGCGAAAUCUUCCGGGCAAAGGAGAAGACGUCGGGCAAGCUGUACACCUGCAAGAAGUUCCUGAAGCGGGACGGGCGCAAGGUGCGGAAGGCCGCCAAGAAUGAGAUCAUCAUCCUGAAAAUGGUGAAGCACCCCAACAUCCUGCAGUUGGUGGACGUCUACAUCACACGCAAGGAGUACUUCAUCUUCUUGGAGCUGGCCACGGGCCGGGAGGUUUUCGACUGGAUCUUGGACCAGGGCUACUACUCGGAGAAGGACACCAGCAACGUCAUCCGGCAGGUGCUGGAGGCCGUCGCAUACCUGCACUCCCUCAAGAUUGUUCACAGGAACCUCAAGCUGGAGAACCUGGUGUACUACAACCGCCUGAAGAACUCCAAGAUCGUCAUCAGUGACUUCCACCUGGCCAAGCUGGAGAACGGUCUCAUCAAGGAGCCCUGCGGCACCCCUGAGUACCUGGCUCCAGAGGUGGUGGGGCGGCAGCGGUACGGGCGGCCGGUGGACUGCUGGGCCAUUGGUGUCAUCAUGUACAUCCUGUGACCUCUCGGGGAACCCCCCUUCUAUGAGGAGGCGGACGAGGACGACUACGAGAACCAUGACAAGAACCUCUUCCGCAAAAUCCUGGCCGGGGACUACGAGUUUGACCCACCCUACUGGGAUGACAUCUCGCAGGCGGCCAAGGAGCUGGUGACACGGCUGAUGGAGGUGGAGCAGGACCAGCGGAUCACGGCGGAGGAGGCCAUCUCCCACGAAUGGAUCUCUGGCAACGCUGCCUCCGACAAGAACAUUAAGGACGGCGUCUGCGCUCAGAUCGAGAAGAACUUCGCCAGGGCCAAGUGGAAGAAAGCCGUGCGAGUGACCACGCUCAUGAAGCGGCUGCGGGCGCCCGAGCAGACGGAGUCGGCCCCUGCAACCACCGCCGCUACCGCCACCACCAUGCGAUGGUGA